AUGGCUCUAGUGGACUACCACUCCUCCGACUCGGCUUCUGAGGCCGGCUCACCCCCGACCAAGCGUCGCAAAGGAUCGAGUAGCAAGACACACGGGCCUGUGCAAGACGGCGACACUGCCGGCGCCGGUGCCGGCAAAGGCCAAACCAGCAAGACCGAGUCCGGCCGGACCAACGCCACGGGCGAAACCAACAGCAUCUCGGGCUUGCCUCCUCUUCCGGACCAGUUCCAUGAUCUGUACGCCUCCACUGUCCGAACCAGCACCGCUGAUGACCCCAAUCUGCAUCAAGGCCGCAAGAGGACCAUUCCUCACAUUGCUGGCAAUUGGCCGUCUCACGUCUAUAUUGAGUGGCACCCGGACGCGGAUCAGCACUCCCUUCUCACUAGCCUUCUAGACCAGAUCAAGCCGCUUCUCGGCUCGCAGAAGAUGUACCCGCUACUCACCUCCGACCUGAACGCCCCUCUGCCCCUCCACAUCUCCCUCUCACGCCCACUGUCCCUGACCACGGCCCAGAAGGGUCCCUUCCUCUCGUCCCUAACAUCCUCACUCUCCUCCGCCACGGGAGACUUCGCUCUCUCUCCACGGGGCGUCGGCUUCUUCAAGUCGCCCGAUUCCGAUCGGGCCUUCCUCAUACUCCGCGUCGCGGACCCCGCCGCGUCGCGAGACAGCGCCAGCACCAGCGGCAAGAACCCGCAUCUCCGGACGUUGUUGACGAGGUGCAACGCCGUCGCCCUGCGCUUCAAUCAUCCGGCCCUGUACCAGGUCCACGCGACCGAGCUUGUCGACGACGCGUUCCACGUGAGCAUCGGCUGGACGUUCGGGCUGCCGCCGGAGGACGCGUGCCUGCAGACGUAUGCCCUGCUGAAGCAACCAGAGUUCCGACUCAUUCGGCAGUGGAGAAUCGAGGUGGCGGGAGUCAAAGUCAAGAUUGGGAACGUUGUCACAAACGUGCCCUUGAAAACCCCGUCAAAGGGUGGGAAGAAGAGCACCACUGAGGAUGGGUUAUACGACUGA
Molecule: messenger RNA, 1014 nt
Organism: Colletotrichum graminicola M1.001
Lineage: Eukaryota; Fungi; Ascomycota; Sordariomycetes; Glomerellales; Glomerellaceae
Exons: 2
Coding region: 1-1014 (337 amino acids)
Biological process (GO): U6 snRNA 3'-end processing
Cellular component (GO): nucleus
Molecular function (GO): 3'-5'-RNA exonuclease activity
Source: RefSeq, a predicted model, not a curated record